Ostreobium quekettii is the source of this 552-nucleotide messenger RNA. The record is from the annotation of a GenBank genome assembly. NCBI's taxonomy places the organism in Eukaryota, Viridiplantae, Chlorophyta, Ulvophyceae, Bryopsidales, Ostreobiaceae.
AUGCCUUGGCUGGAAUGUGCUGCAGUUAUGGGACAGGACGAUACGUGCCUGGAUUUGCCAACGCCCACCGACCUAACAGACACAGAAACUAUCGAAGCCUACAUCGACAACUGUGAAUCGUGCGGGAAAUUCGCUUCGCUGGCAGCUACCAUCGCCGCCUGCAGCGAAGUGAAGAACAACUGCCCCGUGCCCAGCGGAGACCUCCCAGACCCAAUGCCUGAGGAUGGCAUGGCGUCUGAGAACACAACCAUGGCAGAUAAUGCGACGAUGGCCGAAGAAGAGGACAUGAUGAUGCCUGCAGGCACUCUGAAUGCGGCCGCAGCGAUGGCGGCCCUAGAGGCCGCAUGCGAGGAAACUCUUGUGGCCGCGUGCGUCCCAGCGAGCCUCUCCCAGGCGAAAUUGGGCACCGUGGACGUCGACUGCGCCAAGAUCCUGGUGCUGGGCCCCAGCACGGAGAUCGACAUCCUGGGCUGCAACAACGUGGAGUUCGCUCUGGAUGUGUUCAACGAGACCGCCACGAACAUCUGCAUGGCCGCCUUGAGCGAUGGGUGA